AUGAUAUUUCUUAUAAACUUUAUAUUAUUUUUACAAACUUUGGUAACAUUAACAAAAGCAGAUAUUGACAUUGUAUCGCCAAAAGCAGAUGCUGUGUUCACAGCAACGAGUACAUCCUCUACAGUUACUAUUGAGCUUGAAUGGAUUGACGAUGGCAGUUAUCCUAACAUAGACAAAAUAACUUCAAUAAGCUUACUAUUAUGUACUGGGGCUAAUACUAAAAUUAAUUGUUUUAAAACGUUAGCCAAUGCUAUACCAAUUUCAGACGUUACUGUGGACUCGGAUGAAUCUACUUAUACUGUUGAAAUAGAUGCAUCGGUUUCUGGGAAUGGUCAAUAUUAUCUUCAAGUGUUUGCUCUAUACGAUGGAAUUGGAUACACUAUUCACUAUUCGCCCAGAUUUGAAUUAUCUGGUAUGAGUGGUACUGUUACCUCCUAUACUUACUCAGAUUCAACUCAACCUGCAGCACAGUAUUAUAUCACCUCAGAGAGUUCUGCAAGUACAACACAAACGGAAAGUAUUGAUACCUCAGCAUCUUUUACCGUUCCAUACACAUUACAAACUGGACAUACUAGAUUUGCUCCAAUGCAAAUGCAGCCAUCUUCAAAAGUAACCGCUACUACAUGGACAAGGAGAUUCCCAACUAGUAAAGUUACAUUCUAUUCAAGUUUUAAUAUGAAGGGAACUUAUUACAUGUCAACCAUUACUCCUGGUUGGAGUUACACUAUAACCAGUGAUGUGAAUUAUGCCACACCUGCUAGCUUUCCCAUUGAUAAUGGUGGUUGGUAUGACCCUACCAAAAAACUAAGUUUAACACCAAGAAAGUUAAACUUACAAAACCUACUCUCAUCGACAAAGGGUAACGGGACUACAAGUAAUACCAGCAGUUAA
Saccharomycodes ludwigii is the source of this 891-nucleotide messenger RNA. It is a transcript of the gene KRE9, whose product is annotated as Kre9p. Gene Ontology annotation, cellular component: extracellular region. Lineage: Eukaryota; Fungi; Ascomycota; Saccharomycetes; Saccharomycodales; Saccharomycodaceae. Bases 1 to 891 code for a protein of 296 amino acids. Gene Ontology annotation, biological process: fungal-type cell wall organization; (1->6)-beta-D-glucan biosynthetic process; cell wall biogenesis. The record is from RefSeq and is a predicted model, not a curated record. The transcript has a single exon.